This is a messenger RNA of Zingiber officinale, 1589 nucleotides long. RefSeq names its product tRNA-dihydrouridine(16/17) synthase [NAD(P)(+)]-like. Gene Ontology annotation, molecular function: flavin adenine dinucleotide binding; tRNA dihydrouridine synthase activity. Gene Ontology annotation, biological process: tRNA processing. The transcript is spliced from 3 exons. The coding region runs from base 16 to 1341 and encodes 441 amino acids. NCBI's taxonomy places the organism in Eukaryota, Viridiplantae, Streptophyta, Magnoliopsida, Zingiberales, Zingiberaceae. The record is from RefSeq and is a predicted model, not a curated record.
UUGCAGUUACACUUGAUGGGCUACAAAACACAACGGCGUCGAAUGUUUCGGACUUGUCUCUCGUUCCUCGCCGCACACAACAACACACUUCAAUCCAAAGCCCGCCUCCUCCCUCUCCUGAACCCUAACUCGCCCAUGUCUGCCGGGCCUUCCCCGGCGCCCUUCGAUCCUACGGACGAUCCUGACGAAGGCCUCUGUGCGGACCUCGAUGGAUGCUCCCUCGGCGACCCUUCCCCUCCACUGCCGUCCUUGCUCAUCAGGCGCCAUCUGAGCGGGCAGGUCCUGGUGGAGCGGGCCUGGGAACACUGGAACCAGCUCGGCGCCCCUAAGCUUGUGGUGGCUCCCAUGGUAGACAACUCCGAGCUGCCGUUCCGGAUGCUCUGCCGGAAGUAUGGCGCCGAAGCCGCGUACACGCCGAUGCUCCAUUCGAGGAUCUUCACUGAGACUGAAAAGUACCGGAGCAUGGAGUUCACUACCUGCAAGGGAGAUAGGCCACUGUUUGUACAAUUCUGUGCCAAUGAUCCUGAUGUUUUGCUGGAAGCAGCAAAAAUUGUUGAGCCUUAUUGUGAUUAUGUGGACAUAAAUCUUGGAUGUCCUCAGCGCAUUGCUAGGCGAGGAAAUUAUGGUGCUUUUCUCAUGGACAAUCUCCCUCUCAUAAAAUCACUUGUGCAAAAGCUAUCACAAAAUCUUCAAGUCCCAGUUUCAUGUAAGAUCAGAAUAUUCCCAAAUUUACAAGACACCUUAGUGUAUGCCAAGAUGCUUGAAGAAGCCGGUUGUUCUCUCCUAGCUGUUCAUGGCCGGACAAGAGAAGAAAAGGAUGGGAAGAAAUUCCGAGCUGAUUGGAAUGCCAUCAAGGCUGUAAAAGAUGCUAUUAGGAUACCUGUUCUUGCUAACGGGAACAUCCGGCACAUGCAAGAUGUUCAUGAUUGUUUGGAUUACACCGGUGCUGAUGGAGUUCUUUCAGCCGAGUCGCUCCUUGAAAAUCCAGCACUAUUUGCUGGAUACCAGACAAUGGAACCAACUAAAGACAGUUCCUAUGAGAUGGAGAAUGGUGUGAUUUUAGACCAGUCAGAUCUGGCAAUAGAGUAUUUGAAAUUGUGCGAGCAAUAUCCAGUGCCAUGGAGAAUGAUCCGCUCUCAUGUUCACAAGAUGCUGGGGGACUGGUUUAGGAUUCAUCCACAGGUGAGGGAGGAAUUGAACGCCCAAUCAAAACUAUCUUUUGAGUGGCUCCAUGAUAUGGUGAAGAGACUUAAAGAUCUUGGCGGAGCACCCGCACUGUAUGGAAAUGGUGAUAUCAAAAGCAGAGCUAAAGCUAAUGGAGUCGCCACAUGCAUUUCUUGAUUCUCCAGCAUCUCACUAGUGAUAUUGCAACUACAAGCAUUUUUUAUUAUGAGGCAGGCCUUAAGGGGCUGAGACUCUUCAUAGCAAAUAUUCAUGCUUCCUUUUCCGAAUUGAUAAUGAUCAUCUAUUUAUCUUUUAACAAAUUUUGUGCUGGAUAUGCCACUUAAUGUUGGUAUUUAUCUAGCUCUAUCAGAGUAGAGAUAAAUCGUGAAUAUGAUGAGUUAGUAUAUUUGAUUGUAUUGGCUAAA